AUGAGCAAGAGCAGGAACGUACACGCGCACGAGAGGGUACCCACCCACUGGACCAUGAUCCCGACGACGGUCGAGGAGAUGAACACGGGCUCUGCGGGCAUCCUGACCUCGAAGACGAACCCGAGCCAUAGCGAGGUGGUGUGCGGCAUCAUGGCCGACAUCAUGUGCCUGAUCGAGAUCGGCAUGACGUACGAGAAGUCACUGGGAGACAGCUUCAACAUGAUCUGCCUGAACGUGGUGUCGGGGAGGGCACAUGGGCAUCAUCAAGGACACAUGUGCCUGAGCGAGCAGCUCUACCCGGUAGCCACCACGGUCCUGAUGGCGAACAGGCACAUAAACAUCGACUGGCCCAUCCGCAUCGCCAGGCUCACGACCACUAGGGCCGGGAGCAACGUGGUGAUCAUGACGAGCGUGUCUAUGGAGCCGAGCGACGCCCUGCAGAUGAUGAACAUCACGGGACUUAUUGGUGUCCAUCGUGGUGCCCAUGUCCAACCCCGUGAUUGA
This is a messenger RNA of Fonsecaea pedrosoi CBS 271.37, 504 nucleotides long. RefSeq lists its product as uncharacterized. The transcript is spliced from 2 exons. NCBI's taxonomy places the organism in Eukaryota, Fungi, Ascomycota, Eurotiomycetes, Chaetothyriales, Herpotrichiellaceae. The record is from RefSeq and is a predicted model, not a curated record. The coding region runs from base 1 to 504 and encodes 167 amino acids.